AAUAAUAAAAGCUGCGGCCGCUAAGGGCAAGAAAAUUAGAGCAGUAAUUCCCAACACUUUGAGUAAAGAGGGAGAAUUAGGGUUUUUUCCAUCAGAGGAAGUGUUAGUUGAUAGUAAAAUACUUGCCAAAAAUAAAUUGUAUAUCCUAGCUGUUUCGGGUGGUCCAGAUA
Messenger RNA from Racocetra persica, 170 nucleotides. Lineage: Eukaryota; Fungi; Glomeromycota; Glomeromycetes; Diversisporales; Gigasporaceae. The record is from the annotation of a GenBank genome assembly.